CUUCCCAUCCAUUUUGCUUGCCUGCCAGCUGGAUGGGAAGUGUAAAAAUGCCUCCCUCCUGGUUCUACCACCCGAUGAUUCUAGGCUGAGAUUCCUGCCUGGCCGGGGUUGGGCUGGAUGAGCCUCGGGGGUGCCUUCCAAGAUUCAAUAAGGCGAGAAAAGUCCUCCCUGCUCCUCUCCUGUGUGGCUCUCCCUCACCGCUACGCCCAGGACCCAGGAUAAUCCAGCGGGACUGCCGGAGAGAUGAGGAUUUGCUUCUUCACCAGGAAGAUGGCAGCAAGCGGCUUGCUGGCGCCAGUGCUGCUCUGGCUGUUCUCCCCGUGGGCCAAAGGUGCUGUGGGGUCCCCUUUCCUGCUACCCGCUCCCGAGAACACAUCCAAUCAAGGGCUGCCUGCUUGGCGGGGAACGAAUUCGUCGGGGGACAUUCUGCAGCAGCACACAGGAUUCCCAGAUCCAUGGGUCACCCCCCUGGAAGACCUUAAGCCUCCUGCCCAGCCAGUCAUCCGCAGAGAGCCUUCUCCGCAAAAGCCAGGCAUCCGCUUAUCGUGCCAGGUGCCUAGCGGCGCGGUGGAUGCCAUCGAAUGGAAAAGGGACGGGAAACCGCUCUCCAGGGGCCAAAGGGGUGUUGUUCUUCUCCUCCCCGGGAUGGAGACAUCCCACUGCGGCUUGUACUCAUGCAACGCCAGCAACCGCCAGGGCUGGAAGGAGUCGCCCCAGCUGGAUGUGACGCCGGGAAUCUCCAUGAUGCUGGGGGCCUCCUUCCAGCUCUCUGCCUCAGCCCUGAUGAGUGCUGCUUUCUCCGGAUGGGGGAUCCUCUUGCCGUUGUGUCAGCCCCAUAAACUCCAGAUCCGAGGGAAGGCCUGGAAGUGGCUCAGCAUCUACGUCAAUGGACUGACGGGCUCGGCUUCGGCACUUGCCUUUGUGGCCCUGAUCCUUUGGAGCUACGAUCAGGGACUCUCGGCUGCCCUCAUCCUGCCUCUGUUCCUCCUCCUCUACACCGUAAUGGUCACCCUGCUUGUCGUGGGCACCGUUGUCUUCAACCUGAACACGAUCCACCAGAUCACCGACCCAGCAGCUCAGCGGCUAGUGGACUUCAGCACCCCAACGGGGGUGAUCUUGGUCACUGUGACGUGCAGUCUCCUCAUCAGGCAGGUCGUGAAGCUGGAAGAGCAAGGAUGCGCUGCACCAGUGGACCUGACGCCUGUCGUCGUAGGAACUGCCGGGAUGUGCUUCCUCCCCUUUACAGCGAUUGUUGCAGUCCACUGCGCAGAUAUGAAGAAGAGGACGGCCGAGGACCGAACCUCCAGAAGGGAAAAUUGGAAGAAGGCCAUUCAGAACGGGACCGUCCAGUUCCUCUGAGCCGGCUUCUGUUCUCCCCGCUGCAUCUUGCCAGAUCUUUCCUGCCUGCGUCCCCCGUGCCCUCUAAAGGAAUUCUUUGCAAACCAGAGUGCCAAUAAAAAUAUUCUACGA
This is a messenger RNA of Lacerta agilis (Sand lizard), 1470 nucleotides long. RefSeq lists its product as uncharacterized. The record is from RefSeq and is a predicted model, not a curated record. Bases 244 to 1359 code for a protein of 371 amino acids. The transcript has 11 exons. Lineage: Eukaryota; Metazoa; Chordata; Lepidosauria; Squamata; Lacertidae.